CAUCCUCUUCAGUCUUGCACGCCCCCCUCCUCGUGCUUCUCCUCCCUCUUUCUCUACUUAGUCGGACGAUAAUUCAGAAUACGCUGCUGUAUCUGAGGAAUUUGAGAGGAUGGAUGGUGAAUUAUUCACAGAUUCAGAGCAGGAUUGGAGCAGCUCAUCAGAAUCUGACUGGAUGAGUGAGACGGGAAAAAGGAAAGGAAAACAAGGGGUAAAAAGAAAGAUGGAUCAACAAAAUGGUAAAACAAAGAAAAUAGCCAGAACGAAAAACUCUAGGCUUCCAGGGGUAGACCUAACAGAUGUCUUUCAAGAGGUCAGGAAAAAGGACCAGCUGGCUGUCCAUUGUGGAAAAAUUGCAGGUCACCUGUACAGAAUAAAAUAUGACAAUGGAGAGAAGUGUAUUUUAUGUAAAGGGAAAUGGUUUACGCCCAGUAUGUUUGAGAAGUUUGGAGGAAAAGGGCAUCACAAGAAGUGGAAGAGUAGCAUCUAUUACAAGCCAUCAAAUGGCUUUCAACCAUUUAAAUUACUGGAACUCAUACAAAAUGGGUGUCUUUCAGAAUUUGGACAAAUGAGGGAGUCAAAUAGAGAGGCGACACCAAAAAGAUUGUUUUCCAGGACUCCGAAAACACCUGUAUGUGGAAUUGAAGAGGAAACAAUCCAGCUGGACAGUUCUUCAGAUGAGUCUGUAUCUGCUGCUGAAAGAGUCAAAACGGUGACACAGACAGAGUCCCAUAAAAGAUUGUUUUCCAAGACUCUGGAAAAACCUGAAUGUAGAAUUGAAGAGGAAACAAUCCAGCUGGACAGUUCUUCAGAUGAGUCUGUAUCUGUUGCUGUAAGAGUCAAAAAGAACAGGAGAGAAUCUACUGCCAAUGACAGAUACAGUUUUUCAGAUGAGUCUGUAUCUGUUGCUGAAAGAGUCAAAAUGAACAGGAGAGAAUCUGUAACUGUAACUGAAACUCUCACUGAAAAGAUCACAGAACCAGUAGAAUCUACUGCUAGUGCUAGAGAUUCACCUGCACCUCCCACUGAUGAUACAGAACCUGCAGUAUCAAGGCAACUGAGGGAGUCAAUUAGAGAGGUGACACAGACAGAGUCCUGGAAAAGAUUGUUUUCCAAGAGUCUGGAAAUACCUGUUUGUCGAAUUGAACAGGAAACUUUCCAGCUGGACAGAUCUUCAGAUGAGUCUGUAUCUGUUGCUGAAAAAGUCAAAAUGGCUGAUGAUACACGGGGCAACUUUUUGAGCAAUGUUGCCAAGCAACUUUGGGAAAUGUUGCCGUCAACAGGCAACCAGGCACAGAACAGUAAAAAGAUCACAGAACGGGUAAAAUCUACUGCCAAUGCUAGAGAUUCAUCUGUACCUCUCACUGAUGCUACAGAACCUGCAGUAUCUCCAGUCGUAGAGGAGGCAGAUCAGACCACAGAUGAAGCAGCAGCAGCUCUGCUGAACUUCAGUGAUUCUCCCACUGAUGCUACAGAACCCACAGUAUCUCCUGUCGUAGACGAGGCAGAUCAGACCACAGAUGAAGCAGCAGCAGCAGCUCAGCUGAACUUCAGUGAUUCUCCCACUGAUGCUACAGAACCCACAGUAUCUCCUGUCGUAGACGAGGCAGAUCAGACCACAGAUGAAGCAGCAGCAGCUCUGCUGAACUUCAGUGAUUCUCCCACUGAUGCUACAGAACCCACAGUAUCUCCUGCCGUAGAGGAGGCAGAUCAGACCACAGAUGAAGCAGCAGCAGCAGCUCAGCUGAACUUCAGUGAUUCUCUCACUGAUGCUACCCACAGUAACGCCGUAGAGGAGGCAGAUCAGACCACAGAUGAAGCAGCAGCAGCAGCUCUGCUGAACUUCAGUGAUUCACUAGAUCUACAGAACCCACAGUAUCUCCUGUCGUAG
Molecule: messenger RNA, 1888 nt
Organism: Cyprinus carpio (common carp)
Lineage: Eukaryota; Metazoa; Chordata; Actinopteri; Cypriniformes; Cyprinidae
Product: suppressor protein SRP40-like
Exons: 18
Coding region: 110-1888 (592 amino acids)
Biological process (GO): positive regulation of transcription by RNA polymerase II
Molecular function (GO): DNA-binding transcription activator activity, RNA polymerase II-specific; RNA polymerase II cis-regulatory region sequence-specific DNA binding
Source: RefSeq, a predicted model, not a curated record